UAUGCAGGGAUGGUCGUGUUUGCUGUCGACUUGUGUGACGAAAAGAAGAAGUCUUAUCUUUUUCUCUCGGACAGAUUCUAACACCGAGACAGGCGGCAGACAGAUACAGGGUAGCCAUCAAGUCAAAGGUGUCUCUUCAUAUACUCGAUGAAAGGACUGCUAUUGACAUGCUGGCUACCCCACAAACCAAGAGUCAGGACUCCACCCACUGCUCCAGGACCUCCGGCACUCCCACGGAGGACCUUCGUCGUAGGAAUGGUUUCGGGUUAUGCCGGUAUCGUGUCUUGAACGUGAAACACGCUACCGCCGCAGGGUCUUCUGCCCAAUCUUCGACACAGGCGUGUGAUUGCGUUGCAGGCGGCUGUAUCUUCUUCGUUUCGCACCAGUUCGUGUCUUCCGCUCCAAAAUCACGACUACCAGAGAGCUUUCCGGUUCUUCCAUCUCAGCCUGUGUUCCGCCAACAGCAGCGGGGUACCCCGUGGUUGUUUGGUUCGUCUACCCCAGGUUCCACCACCAUCGUCUGCUGUGUUCCCAGGGUUACCUCGUUUGGCCAAACCUCCGGUUGGUGGGUAACGAGUCCCUCAGAACCAUUCGCGGUAAAUUGGUCCGACUGUCGCUGCUUAGAAGAACAGUGGCCGGGAAGCGGGAGUAGUACUCCGAUACCAAAUGAACAUGAUGUUGUUUCAGAGAGGAUGAAGACACAUUUGGUGGAAAAGGUAGAAAUGGAAGGAGAUGCAGAUUUAGAAGCAGAAGUAAACCUUAUAUUCCCCUAGGUCUUUCUCCGUAUAUUUCCCGUUACGCUUCCCUCGUUCGUUCUAGCUCAGGGGACAUUCUGCUAAUAUUGAACACUUGGUUGCAGGAUUCGCUCCAAAGCAUGAACAUUGACCGUACGUCGCCUGUGCAA
Messenger RNA from Suillus clintonianus, 904 nucleotides. RefSeq lists its product as uncharacterized. The transcript is spliced from 3 exons. Bases 168 to 773 code for a protein of 201 amino acids. Lineage: Eukaryota; Fungi; Basidiomycota; Agaricomycetes; Boletales; Suillaceae. The record is from RefSeq and is a predicted model, not a curated record.